AGACACAAUCUUUAAAUACAAAAUUAAAAUAAAAUUGUAUAACUCUCGUGUCGACUUUGUUGUCAACUUUAAUAGGCCGGCCAAACACUCGAUGUUGUAAUUUUGUGAAGAGUUUGUGUUUGCAAAACACGUCUUCUGUACGAUUUGCCAAAAAAUUUUCUUUCUCCAAUAUUUUUUGGAUGGUUACAAAACCCUGGAAAGAGCAUAGAGACAGUUUUUGAUCUGGUGGAGAUGGAGGACGGUGAGAGGCGCGAGCUUUUGCAAAUGUCAGACUCACAGUUGAUGGAUAUUGCCAGAUUUUGCAACCGUUUCCCAAACAUCAAUUUGGCAUAUGUUGUGGCUAACAGUCAUAAUGUUGUUGCUGGAGAAGAUGUCAGUGUGCACGUAACCCUUGAACGGGAUGAUCUCAAAGAGGGUGGGACUGAAGUUGGACCUGUUGAUGCCCCUAGAUACCCAGAAGCCAAGGAGGAAGGAUGGUGGCUCGUGGUUGGUGAUGUCAAGAACAACCAAAUUGUGACCAUUAAAAGGGUUACCCUGGGAAGGAAGUUGAAUGUCAAACUUGAUUUUGAGGUACCCAAGGAAAUAGGAGAGAAGACAUACACGUUAUACUUCAUGUGUGACUCCUAUGUAGGCUGUGACCAGGAGUAUACCUCACUAUUGAUAUCAAAGAGUCUUCUAAAGGGGUCUUUUCCCUAAAAAAUUUAAUUAAAACAAAGGUG
Messenger RNA from Oldenlandia corymbosa var. corymbosa, 719 nucleotides. The record is from the annotation of a GenBank genome assembly. NCBI's taxonomy places the organism in Eukaryota, Viridiplantae, Streptophyta, Magnoliopsida, Gentianales, Rubiaceae.